Messenger RNA from Aedes albopictus (Asian tiger mosquito), 9721 nucleotides. RefSeq lists its product as uncharacterized. The coding region runs from base 1116 to 2105 and encodes 329 amino acids. The record is from RefSeq and is a predicted model, not a curated record. Gene Ontology annotation, biological process: motor neuron axon guidance. The transcript is spliced from 8 exons. NCBI's taxonomy places the organism in Eukaryota, Metazoa, Arthropoda, Insecta, Diptera, Culicidae.
AACGCCUCUUCGAGUGGUUCGGUUUGUAUCCUAUCUUCACUCAGUAAUAGUUUCGGGAACGGUUGGACGGUGGCAAGUUUCUAAGUUCGCACAGUGACCAAUCGACCAUCAGGUUCGCGCGCGCCCCUUCUACUGAAGAGUGUUGUUGAUUCAGUGUCUUGUUUUUCUUGGACCAGACUUAGGGGUUGGUCUGGACGUGAAGAAGCUGAGUAAGAAGAAAAAUAAAACGGUUUGCCCCAUCUUGUGGGUCCCCUUUGGAUUCGGGAAGGGCCGUCGUGCGUGUGUUUGUUUCUUUGAAAAUUGAAGGAAGUGUCGUCGACGGAAGCUGGGGGUGUCGCCGUAGAAGAUCUCCGCUACAAGGUGAUUUCGCAGCACAGUGGGAGGUCGGCUUUCCCACGGUCGUCAGUCGGCCCGUCGGUUACCUGAAUUGUUUGCGAGCAUCAACGAGUCCAAGCAGCAACCGACGAGCAUUCAAGCGAGAAAAUUGAGUAAAGGAAGCAACGCAGCGGAAGAAAUAAAAAAAAGUUAGCUAACCCCCGAAAAAAGUGAGAGAAAAAAAAGAAUACAGACGCGGGGAAAAUAAAAUAAAGUGAGCGUGUUUCGGUGGGGAAAAGCGCUUAACCAAAAAGUGGGAAAUAACAAUAAUAAUAGGAAAAACGACGACGGCUCCGUGACCCGUGAGUGGGCCCGUUUGUGUGGGAGUGUGUGUGUUAGUGUGGGGAGCAGAUUAUCCACUUGCGCCGGGGCCUGCCGGGGGAAUCCGGGGCGUGGUUUUCCAAAGUGAAUGAGGUGCCAGUGGCAGCACCUUUUGUGAACUUUACAGUCAGUGUGGUAGGGUGGUGUUCUAGCAGCUACUCAACGUUCAACGUUCUCUGUGUUAAGGGGUGGUGGUAGAACACCGUUCCUAUCGUUGUCAAGUGGGCAGCAGCAGCAGCCAGCGGUAGAAGCAGAUAGCAAGCAGUCAGAGUGCUACCCAGCACUAGGUUUUCGUAUGCAUACGCCAAGCAACGGCACCACAGCAGCAGCCAUCAUCGUAUGAUAAAGGAGUGAAACCAGGGAAGCAAACCCCAACCCCCUCCCCCGAAGCGGCCCAGGUUUUGGAAACGGAACCGAAUAUGUGGCUCCCAGCGGUUAUGGAUUUACGGCUCCCGAUACUCUGUUUGCUGAUAGUAGCAGAAUCAUCGCUCGGGUUACGUAAUGUUCGUGUCACGGUGCCGACGGCAAUCCGGAAAGGCGAGCAGGCCAAUCUGUACUGCAACUACGAGAUGGAGGACAAGGAGCGGCUCUACUCAAUCAAGUGGUACAAGGGCAAACGGGAGUUCUAUCGGUACACACCGCAGGAGCAACCGUCGAUGAAGGUGUUCAACACGGUCAGCGGCGUCGAAGUGGAGCGCUCACUAUCGAACGAAAGCGUCGUGGUUCUCAAAUCGGCGAAAGCAUCCGGCCGGUUCAGCUGCGAGGUGUCAGCGGACGCACCUUCCUUUCACACCCUCAUCGUUUCCGGUGACAUGGAAGUGAUAGAACCACCCGUGGACAAACCAUCGAUAAUAGGAACGCAAACACGAUACCGGCCCGGAGAUAUCCUGCGUGCCAACUGCUCGUCGCUCAACUCCAAACCGGCCGCCAAUCUGACGUGGACGAUAAACGAUAUGCAGGUACUACUGCAACAAACCAGACAAUACAGACCCAUCAAGGAUGAAAGCACGGGGUUGGAAACAUCCAUUCUGGGGAUAAACGUGAUGGUUUCGCACAGUCAUUUCAUCAAAGGAAAACUGAAGCUCAAAUGUGAGGCAUCGAUUCAUCAGAUCUACCACGAGAGCACGGAGCGGUUUCUGGAAGAGGAUCGGCCGCGAAUAUUGGCCACAGGGUCGUCCAGUGGGCACAACCCGAACAUGUUCCAGAGCAGCGUGUACGACGGGGAGCUGACCGAUCAGGGCGAUCGGUAUCUGACGAUGAACGGGUACAAAGCAGAUAAAGCCUCACCUCCGUCGUCAUCGUCGGCGGGUAUGGUCGUCGGUUCGUACGUGAAGGUGUGCUGGAUUACCUUCUACAUCUGUACCAUUUGUACCGUGCUGUUGUACUCGCUCCGGGUGGGAAUCUCCUGAUUGUACAACCUGAAAGAGAUCAUCAAAAUAUAAAUCGAACCGACAAAUCGCCAACAAAUCCGAACGAUCACCCCCUCGAAUCCUUCCCGCCAAGAACUAGCGGAGAAACCAACAAAAAACAACGCCAUCACAUCUACAACAAGCUUCCAGAGGACGAGAGCGAGAGAACGACGACGAUUGCUUCAUUCCUUCCACAGACCCUAGAAACUAGAUUGUUACUUUUUUCGCCUUCCACUAGAAGCCCCCUCCCCGCUCCUGGAGCAAAACGACUUGAAGUAAGCGAUAAAAGGAGCAUCGUAGCGGCAUAAUUGGACCUGUCCAGCUUGACCAGCUAGCAACCAUAUCCGGAAGCAACCGGCCAAUUUUACUUUUCAGCCACAUUCGGAGUGGCUCCUGCAGAAGAGGAGCACAAGAAAAUCAACGAAUUACUACCCAGCUAUCUAUCCAAAUGGCCAGUCAGGAACAAAGCCCUGCAUUAGGGUGAAUUAGAAAACUUAAAAACUCAAUGAUUUAGGUUCGCAAGACAGCAUGGUUCGAAUAAAAUACUACGUAAAUUUGUCAAAAAACGAACAAAUCUAAAAAAUUUCUAGGAGCUCUAAAGUUGCAUCGAAAAACCAAAAAAUCACAUACAAAUAACAGCUCCUGAUGGUAAAAACAACAAUCCAACAAAUUAAGUUUUGAACAUAUGACUACUCAAUGUCACAAAAAAAAAAAAGCCAAACCACCCUAGAGAUUCGCAGCGCAUCCAACACGAACCAUCCUUGGCAAGUUGGAAACUGGCUGUGGUUUUGUUUUCCAAAAAUUGACUGUAAUUAACCGGGAUUGGCCCUGGACAAGUACCUACCUACCUAUGUAGCUGUAGUUGGUUCGUUGGUCAGAUGGUCGGGUGGAAACAAGUAAAUUGGCGUCAUGAUGUGCCGAAAAUCACUUACCCUGAGAGCGUUUUGUACACCACGAGAGCACGGAUAAUUGGGAUAAGAGGAGUGCCGAGAGGAAGAAGCGAGCAGUUGAAAGUAGAAUUAAAUUGAGGUUUUAGGACGUAAUGAAUAGAGGAAAUUACACGGAUGAUGCAUGGACGAAAAAUGUGUGGUGUACUAAAUUGAAGGUUAGGAUUACUAACACUAUAAGGAUGAGAAAAUCCAGUUCUUAUACAUUAGGUUAAGUAGCCUAAGCUCAAAUAGUAACGCUUAAGUUUGUGUUUUUUCCACAAGUCAUUGAAUUGUUGACUCACACAAGGAUACAUUGGUUUUUCUUGUAACUUUUUUGCAUUAAGUUCGUGAGUCGAGUAGCACAUGAAACAAUAUUCAUAUUGUUAAAUGUUUUAUAUUUCUAAAACUUGUUGAUUGCGUUUAAAAAUAGAUUUAGAUUUUAAGUUCAAAAAAAAAAAAAAUAGAAGUAUUUAAAAUUUAUCGUUUGUAAUAUAUAGAUACAAUAUAAAUGAAUGAGAUAGGCUGUCCCAAAAAUCAACGAUCGAAAAGUCGAGGGGUUCAACCCUAAAAUAAAAGAUAUGCAUAUUUGAAAAAAUAACAUUUUUUGUAUUUUUCUAUGAACGUCUAAUUAAUCUUCAAAAGUGCUGGUUUUCCAAAUGCUGCGUUAAUGUUACUAUUUGCUAGUAAAGUGACUAAUUUUGGACAUUUUCCACCAAAAUUUAUUAAAAAAUCAUGGUUUGGUAGCCUAUAGUAAAAAUUUCAGAUUUGAAUUUUUAAAAGUCGCUCCGACAAUUCUAAAUACUAUGAGUUCCAUCGGUAAAUCCUAUGGUUUUAGUUUUGUUUCAGAAGUUCUUUUUUUAGCUCCCUUCAUUAAUUCCUAAAAAAAUCCUGAAUUCCUCCAAAAAAUACUCAAGAAUUCACUUCUGGUGUCCAUUGGGAAUUCUUUCAAGUGUUUUUUCGACAAUUUCUUCAACAGUUUUUUUUUUAAUAAUUUAGUAGUUUUCUCAAGGUUUUAUUCACGAAUUCAUUUAAUUUUUUUCAAACGUUUUUCCAAAAGUUCCUUCAACAAGCACUCCAUCAUUUCCUUAAAAAAACACCCAGGAGUUCCAUAGAAAAUUCCUGCACAAAAUCCAUUGGGACUUUUUCCCGAAAUUUCAUUUGGAAUUUCUACGAGAGUUUACUCAAGAAUAUUUUUCAAAAACUCCUCGGGUCUUCAUCUAGCAAAAAUACCUUUAACUGCUACCAAGUGCAGAAUUAGCCUUUAAGUUAGGCUGACACAAAUUUCGAUUUUCUCCCUUGAAAAAAUUUUGUCGGAAUUCGACAUUUUAAGGGGGACACAAAUAAAUUGUUCAAGAAAUUUUAAUUUUUUUUUUGUGAAAUUAGAAUCGACGAGAAAAUCUAUUUUGCCUAAUUGUUUGGGUAAUUUUUCAUCAAUUACAUUUAUUAUUUUCCAUACCACCUUGACGAGUCAACGAUCAAAGUAACAAAAGAAAAAAAAAAAGAUUUGUUCUAACCUUCAUAUACACAGAAAUAAAAACAAAAUAAAAUUUGAACAAGUACUUCAGAAAUUCUUUAAAAUUUAAAAAAAAUCUUAACCCUCUAAUACUCAAAUUUCUUAUUUUGAUCAAAAUAUAACGUUUCGCCAUCUAAAAUCGAUUCGAGCAUGUUUUGGAAGAUGAUUUCUUUUUCUCGAAUUUAAGAAUUUCAGUUUUUGAUUUUUCUAAUUUUCAUUUUUAAACAUCCUUACACUUUUGUAAUUUUCCUGGAAGCCUAUUUGGCAUACCGAUUUUUUAAGAUGAAAACAUUUUGAGAUUCUAUCGUUAUUGUUGAAUUACACUAGUUUACAGCAUUUUCGAACUCAGUAAGCUGAUGAUCAUUUUAGCUUACAAAAAGUUACAGUGGAGCGGAAAAGUUUUUAACUUUCUUACAAGGUUGAUGAUUUGAAAUCGAUUUUUGUUCUACUUUUAAGCAAAGUCUCUCAAUUCACACAUCUCAUUCUCCGUAAUCAAUGCAUCGAUUGAGGUGAAUUUUUAACUGUAACUUGCUUACAUAUGCUACAUCAAAUAAACGUUGAGAAAGAAUUUUAGAUUUUUUUUUUGUUAUUGAAAAAAUAUAUUUCUUCAUGUAUUUUUGGAAAUUUUGCUAAAAUUUGAGGAAUUUGUCCCUAAAACUUGCCGAUAUCUUGAACUUUAUCAAUCUGACGAAAAACCUGCAUUCAGAUGAUCGAAUGGUAUUAUAUUCAGCUUUUAAUUUAUGGAAAAAGAUUUAAAUAUGAUUGAACAAAACGCAAGAUAUUUGAAUCUAAGUUAAUUCCACAUUUUAAAAUGUUGUAAAACUCGAUAUUGAGCUAAAAUUCAAAAACUGUUUUACUUAAAAUUUUUUGAAGCACGGUUUCGAAAUCAGCGCUAAAUUGUACUUCAAAAAUUGUGGUCGUUGACAGAAGCUCACGACUUUCGAUUUGUUUUGUAAACUAGUGUUAUUAUUAUUUUGAUUUUUUUUCAUGACAAAUUUUAUUUUCCGUCUAACAUUUAGGAAAAAACUUUAGAGUGUAUUCAAAUCUCUUAAACUCUUCUACUAUAAUAGAAUUAGAGACGAAUGCUCCUUCUGGGUGAAGUCUCUCUAAACAAAAAAAAAAAAGAAUGAUCGGGGAAAAGUUUUAAAUACUUUAAUUGCUGCAAUUAAAUACAAAAGAAACAAUGACAUCCAAAAGGUGACCAAACCAUCAUUUUUUCAAUGAUUUGAAAAAAAUGUUAUAACGCUUUAAAAGACGUCAAAAACCAUUGAAUGAUAUACAGAACAGUCCUAAAUAUUAGUUAAAAAUAUAAAAGUUUGGGCAAGAAAAAAUACAAAAAUGUUAAAACUUUACCCCGUGUGAAGGCGGGGUUAUGUAUUAGAGGGUUACGAAACCUAAUUCCUGCAGGAAAUCGGAUUUUUCCGGAGUUUCAUUGAGCAUCCCUCCAGAAGUUUUUUUGUGAUUUUUCCAAGACUUUUCCCGUAAAGAAUUUAUUCAGAAACUCCAACUUCAAUAACUCCAGAAGUUUCUUAUGAAAUCCCCUUCCCUCUCGCUCCGCUGAGAAUUCAUUGAAAAUUUCUCCUGUAAAUCAUUUUUGUUUUCGUCGAGGAAUUCCAUUGGGUUGUUCCUUUCAGUAUUCAAACUAAAUUUCUAAAUAAUGCUAAAAAGCCGGACUUAGCUGAAUGUGCUCCUUCAGUAGUUCCAUCGGGGCUUUCUCCGAAAGUUUCUUCGGGAAUUCUUCCAAGAGUUUUAUUAUAAAUUCCUUCUGGAAAUCCAUCGGGAAUCCAUUAGGGAUUUCAAUCCGGAAUUUCUUCAAAAAUUCUAUCGGGAAUUCCCCCAUGAAAUACACAUCCGAAAUUACUGCAGGAAUUCCUUCUGUUCCAGAGCUCCAAUGGCCGUACCUCCAGGAUUUUUUUUUAUAAAUAUUUCAGAAGAUUUUCGAGAAUUGUUCCCAUAAUUCUUCUGGAAAUUACCUCAUGAGUUUUGAGGGAACUCUUUGUUCAGGAAUACUAUCAAAAAAUACUGCAGAAGUUUCUUAUGAAAUCUCUCGUGACUUCCUUAGAGGGCUCUUCCAGGCGUUGCUUCGGGAUGGAUCCAGCCGUUUCAUUGGGAAUUCCUCCAGUUGUUUCUUUAGGGUUUCACACUCAAAAAUAAAUGCCGGGAUUGGCUUAGUAAAUCUCGGUUUAGGUUCGUUAGCUAAAAUCUCAACUAAACGCUUGGCGUUGAAUAUUUGAUGCUAGUGGACUCUUGGAUAAAGUGAACAAACAUAACAGUUGAAUUCCGUAUGUCGAGCGCUGUACUGUUCGAAACUCGACAAAAUAAUGCAACAAAACCGGGUACUAUCGGACAUUUGUCAAAGAGUUCCUUAGGGGCCAUCCAUUAAGUACGUCACGGUCCUAGGAGGGAGGUGGUUUGUGAAAGUGCGACAAGCAAUGUAUUAGGAAUAGGAAAAACCCGUACAAAGGGGGGAGGGGGGUCGAAAAUUCUCAAUUUUAGCGUGACGUACUUAAUGGAUGCUCCCUUAGGGAGCUCUUCACCUCACCUUGCGCAUCAGGGUGAUAUUUGAUACAAACCGUGCACUACGUAAGCGAACUGUUGCCAACGUCUGCAAGCUGUUGCAUUAGGAAGGUUAAAGAGUGCCUUCGAGAUUUUUUUCAAGAAUUUUUCAGAAAUUUCUCUACAUGUUCUUCAAUGACUUUUUGCUUAAAGUGUUGGAAAUUUCUGCAGUAGUUGUAUUGACUAUCUGUCUGGGUGUUCCGUUGGAGAUUUCCUCAGAAGUUCUAUGGAAAAUUCAUCCAGAAAUCCAUCGGCAAUCCAUUUAGUAGUUCUUCAUUGAUUUAUUUUUCAAAAAGGUAAUUAUAAUUUUCACUUGAAGUGUUUUGUGGAAAGUUACCCCGAAAAUGUAUUAAGUAUCCCAAGUAAUAUAUUAAGUUUUGUUCGGCUCUAUAAGAAAAGUACAAUACUAGCAAUAAAAUUGAUUUUUACAUCAAAACCUCUUGAUAACCUCUUUAAGAGCAUCUUCCGGCUAAGUGGAUCACUCACACCGUUUUAAAACCUAGUUGAAGAAUUUUCAAUCUUGCUAAUUUGAGCAAAAUAACUAUUUUCCAUUCACGUUAGCUAAUUCUUAAAUAGGGCGGCGACCAUAAUUAGCAAAAAUAAAACGAAAGACGAAUUUCGCGCCAACUCGACCAGUGGUUGGCAACACCCUCUCAGAAUCGAAUGAAAUUUGGUGGGCAUAAAGACUAGGUUUUUAUAAGCAACUUUGCAUACUUAAAUUUUCGAAAAUUUUCAAGAGUAACAUUUGAAGAGGGUCUAACUUUUUUUCGAAAAAAAUUUUAAAAUCGAUGUAGCUCAAAAAUUGCAAGACCUAUAGAAAAGUGUUGUAUGGGGGACUUUUAGAGAAUUGUCCAAGCUUUCAUGAAAAAAUAUUUUAAAAAUUCUAAAUACAUUUUUACACGCUAAAAAAUAUAUUUUUAAAAUUAAAAGUCAAUUUACAGAAAAUGCCCACUUUUUUUGUGUUUUGAAAUUUUUUUCCAAGAAAGUCAAUAUUGUUGCCUAACUUUCCUCCAUACAUCACAAGAUGGGCACUUUUAAGGAAAAAAAGUUUUUCUAACAAAAACUUUUUCAUGUUAUUUUUUUAGCGUGUUGCGCAUUAACUCGUACAGGAUGUAUCAAGAAUCCUUAUACCCAUUUAAUAACACUCAAUGGGCAUUACGACUUUGUUUGAUUGGGUGCCUUCUUUUUCUUGGCGUUACAUCCCAACUGGAAUAGAACCUGUUACUCAGCUUGUUUUGAUAUCUGAAUGCAUAAAACAGCAUUCUGUUUGCUGAAAUUGUAUUAUUGUGUGCCUAGAACCAGUGAACUAACAUCAUUAUUAGAAGCGAAUGAUAAAGAAUCGGUUUUAUUUCAACAAUGGCUAACCACUGAUCGAUGCAAUUUGGAAACUAUUACUAAGACUAUAGACGAGUUUGUUCCGUAUUUUGUAGAAAAAGUUGAUAAGCUUAUAAUUCAUGAUUUCAUUUAUAAAGAACAAUCCUCAUUUUUGCGGGAUGAAAAAGAAUCUCUUAACCUUCCGUAACUCGCGCGGUUGGACACCACCGCCAGCACCACGCUAAUGCUGAGUACAAGAAGCGAGAUUUUUUCAACGUGUUGUACAAAAUACAACAGCGCGAUCGCUCGAAGGUUAAACAGGGUGAAGUAUUAACAAUUUGUGACUUUUCAGAAAAUUAUUCAUUUAUCAUUCAAAAUUCAGCUCAAGGUUACCAUUGGAAUAAUUCUCAAGCUACCAUUCACCCCUUUGAAAUGUACUACAGAAAAGAAAAUAAGUUGGAAAACUUGAGCUUUAUAAUAAUAUCUGAAGUACUAACACACGAUACAACAGCAGUUCAGUUAUUUAUAUCAAAAUUGCUGGACUUCAGUAAACAAUCGAUUGAUUUCUCAAAAAUUACUUUCAUGUUAGAUGGAGCAGCAGCUCAUUAUAAGAACAAAAAAAAUUUGCCAGUUUUCGGUCCAAUUAUGGAUUGGAAGCAGAAUGGCACUUCUUCGCAACUUCACAUGGCAAAGGUCCAUGUGACGCUGUUGGAGGUACUCUCAAGCGAAUGGCAAAACGAGCAAGUCUUGCUCGAGAUUAUGGAAACACAAUCACAACUCCUCGAGAACUGUAUGACUGGGCAGUUAAACAGUCAGAUAUACAUAUAACAAAAUUGAAUUUCUGCUUUAUUUCAAAUGAACAAUAUGCAAAAAUGACGGAUGAACUUGAAGAACUACACAUACACAUACAGUCACGUAAAAACAAUACCUGGUACACAAAAAUUUCAUUCAUUUGUGCCAAUUUCUGAAAAUCAAAUUGAAGCGAAGAAGUUUUCGAAUUCAAAAGAUAAUCCAAAAAAGUUUACUUUGUUUCAGAUAGACUAAAGAUCUAAUAUUCAAAAAACGUUACAAUAGAAUGUAUAAAAGAAGGAUGUAUAUAUUGUAGAAAAGAAAAUAAUUGAAUACACAUAUACAUAUGUACAUAUUUCAUCAAUACACAAGCGUUUUCAUUGAUAUAAAACCCUAAAAGCAAAUUUGUCUUGAGCCCUUUCCAAUAUCAAGCACGUUUUCAAUGUCAAGCACGUUAAGAUAUUAAAAAAGUAGUUGAGCCCAUUAAGUUUUAAUGAAUUGUCAUUAGGAUUCUG